Molecule: messenger RNA, 2291 nt
Organism: Gossypium raimondii (Peruvian cotton)
Lineage: Eukaryota; Viridiplantae; Streptophyta; Magnoliopsida; Malvales; Malvaceae
Product: UTP--glucose-1-phosphate uridylyltransferase-like
Exons: 5
Coding region: 1869-2141 (90 amino acids)
Biological process (GO): UDP-alpha-D-glucose metabolic process; glycogen metabolic process
Cellular component (GO): cytoplasm
Molecular function (GO): UTP:glucose-1-phosphate uridylyltransferase activity
Source: RefSeq, a predicted model, not a curated record
CUCUUUUUUAUUUUAUUGACUGCUAUGGAAGGCUUAAGUGAAAUUUGGUGUUAUUGCGAUAAUUAACACCAGCUAUUGUGAAUUACUUAGUUAAUUUCUGAUCUCCUGUCUAAUUACAUUUGUCACUGCUUCUUUUUAAUAGCGGAUUUUUAUUUCAUUGACAAUGAGCCCAUGGUUGCUUUAGAUUGCUAGUCCACCUAGAUCUUGCACAAGUUAUUUGUUAUCUUCUUUCAUCUAGUGAGUUUUUGUUUCUGUUGAUGUUCUGAUUUUUAUAUUCACCCCAUGCAAUCUAAGUUGCAAGAACAUCGUUGCUGUUGAUGUUCUUGUUUCUCUCGAUUAGUUGUUGCUGUGAAUCUUUUGCCCUUUUAAUGUUUUUUCCCUACUGAGGAAAUGCAUCCUGCAAAACUGUCCUUUUAAGAACUGUCUGCAUGAAUUCCCUUUCUGGAUUUCCUUUAAGAACUUAAUUUAUUUAUUUUUUCUGGUGGAUCCUAGUCGUUGGAAAUUUUAUUCUAUAGUUAAAGAAAACCCGCUCUGAAUCAUUUAUUUUUCGAUAAAUGUCUGGUUUCCAUCAACCUAUGUGUUCUCCCCGUUUUACUUUGGUUGUUAUAUCUCGAUAUAAGGUGUUAAUUAAAUUUCUACUUCUCAGUGCCAUGUUUCUGAAGACGUCUCUUAUUUGAGUUACCCUUUUUUUUUAAAUCUACAAUUGUCUUCAUGUUUUAACUGCUUUAAGUUCAUCGAAUAUUGAUAAAAAAAUGUAUGUUAUAAAUAAAUGCAAGGUUUAGAUUUAAAAUUAUUAGAAUAUGUAGUAGGUUCUGCAAAUUAUGCAUAAAACUUAUAACCAACAUUGAUAACAAGAUGGGAAAUGUUCGAGUUACUGUCUCUCUCCAAAUAUUUCACUGUAAAAAAUUGUUUUAUUGCAGUUUGAAAGGUGCCAAAUUCGGCCUUUGCAUUGUGGUGUCCAUUAGACAUCACGAAAUAGAAUUUAGUAAAAGCAUUGAAUCAUAUUUCACUUAGCAUUUCAGGAGCUUGAGUAAUAGGUGUUGAAUGGUGGCAUUGCUUAGAGAAAAUUAUGAGUGCCAGAAGAUUGACAUACUUUUUUAAGUCGAAUUGAAUGUGACAUUGCCUAGACCCCUAAGUACACAUGUAAACAAAUUUUUUUAAUUAGAGUUUUGUCAACAGUAAAAAAGGCCCUUACAUCUCUAAGCUCCCCUCCCCCUCCCUUAAGAGGAAUAUAUUGUGUCCUCAUUUUUCGAAGCUGCACAAGGUCAAAGGUGAAAGUAUCAUGAUAACCAAGCAUUAAUGGUGUAGCUUUUCUUUGGUACUGCUGUCUGACUCACAUUUCUCUUUGAAAUCCUUGGGUUGAAUUUUAUCCUGCAGGUUGAUUAUGCAUGCACACUUGAAGAAGUGCAGUAGCAUUAAUUCUCUACAGGAAGAUUCCUAGAUUCAGGCUUAUAUGCAACAUGUGAGUUAUGGAUCUAAAGAAGGGAAUGAUGGACUGCUUAUAUGCAAAAUAUGAGUUAUGGAGUUGGUUUUCCUUUUAAACAUUACUUUGAAUACAUUGCAGGUUGUUCCAACACAAUAUAAAGUAAUGGAAAAAAACAAAGAAAUACCAUGAUGCAUAAGAAAUAUACAAAAUAUAUUAGUGAGGAUUAGGUAGAUAGAAAUGCCAUCAAGAAGUAUGCUGCUUGUGUUGACCAUUUGUGAUUUGAACUUGCCUAAUGUCUUAUAGGCUUAGCAUUCUGUUUCUUCCACUGAAAUUUUAAUAUUUUCUUCAUAUUUCCUUGUUGGUUAAAUUUGUUUAUAAUGUUUUUUAUUUUAUUUUAUGUAUUUACAUUUCUUUUUUGACUUGUUACAGAUAGAUAUGGUUUAUGAAUUGCUGCACAUAUCAACGGAGGUUGAAUGGGGAUCUAAAAAAGGCAAUGAAAGAUGGAAAACCAAUUAUAAUUGAGGUCAAUGAGUUCAAGUCUAUAGAAAAGUUUAAAAUUUUCAAUACAAACAAUUUGUGGGUAAACCUGAAUGCUAUCAAGAGGCUUGUGGAAGCUGAUGCACUCAAGAUGGAGAUCAUUCCAAACCCGAAGGAGGUCAAUGGAAUCAAGGUUCUUCAACUGGAAAUUGCAGCUGGUGCAUCAAUUAGGGUAUAAAAUUGUAACAAUUAUGGUUAUAAUGUAUUAAAAUGUAAAAAGAUCAGUCUAACCAUGUGUUUUCCUUACGUGAUUAAGUUCUUUGAUCAUGCUAUUGGUAUCAACGUACCUCGAUCGCGAUUCUUUAUAUGCCUUGUUCAUGAAUUUUCA